Molecule: messenger RNA, 465 nt
Organism: Penicillium hordei
Lineage: Eukaryota; Fungi; Ascomycota; Eurotiomycetes; Eurotiales; Aspergillaceae
Exons: 1
Coding region: 1-465 (154 amino acids)
Source: RefSeq, a predicted model, not a curated record
AUGCAAUUCACGGAUCUCGAAUUCCAGACUCUGGGCGAGCAGAUUCAUCGACUGUGCAUUAUUCGCGGCAUACGACAUCAUUAUGGCUUUGCCCAGGAGCUCCGUGGAGUCACUCCAGAGUUCACGCGCGCCUUGAAUGCCCGGGAUAUCAUGAGCGGUGUCAUACCAACCAUCUCGCGGCCUGAAGAGACACCUUACUGUAUCUGGUACCCUGAAGUCCCGAAAGAGGAUACUCUCCGAGCUCUGGUUCAACGAUACCCAGAUAUGCUCUAUCAUGCCACUCGUGCUAGUGAUCUUUACUUCCCACAUCGGUCCCCGCUUGUCCGGCUCUAUGACCCCGUUCAACCGGGAUCCCGUGAAGGUCCAUACGAUGGAAUGGGUUGCGGAAUUGGUGAUGUCGACCAUGCUUUGUUUCUCGGCGAUGCCAUUUCAAGAGAGACUCGGAAGAAAGAAAAUGGAAGAUGA